CUUCAACGACAUUAGAAACUCACAAUGGCUGGCGCACUACAGAAUGCAAAGCGGGACCUGCCAAAGAUCAGGGACGAAGAACAUGAAAGCAGAUUCGGCCAGGUUUAUGGCGUCUCAGGACCAGUCGUCGUCGCCGAGAACAUGGUUGGCGCAGCCAUGUACGAACUAGUGCGAGUCGGUCACGAUGAGCUCGUCGGAGAGGUUAUUCGUAUCGAGGCUGAUAAGGCCACCAUUCAGGUUUAUGAGGAGACAUCGGGAGUCACAGUCGGUGACCCUGUCCUGCGCACAGGCAAACCCCUCAGUGUAGAACUCGGUCCAGGUUUAAUGGGAAACAUUGUCGACGGUAUCCAGCGUCCCCUCCGCUCCAUCCAAGAGCUAUCCAAAUCCAUUUACAUCCCGCGCGGAAUCAACACCGACGCCCUCGAUCGCACCAUUCAAUGGGACUUUAAGCCCACCUUCCAGGUCGGGGAUCACAUCAGUGGAGGAGACAUAUUCGGAACAGUCUACGAGAACUCGCUCGUCGACAACCACAAGAUUAUGCUCUCACCAAGAGCUCUGGGAACCGUCUCGUAUAUCGCCCCUCCAGGCAGUUAUACCGUGACCGACACUGUCCUCGAAACAGAAUUCGAAGGCAAGACAACAAAGCACACCUUGAUGCAGCUCUGGCCCGUCCGAGCUCCUCGACCAGUAACCGAGAAACAGACCGCCGAUUAUCCUUUGCUCACUGGUCAACGUAUUCUCGAUGCCCUCUUCCCAUGUGUACAAGGUGGUACUACGGCUAUUCCAGGAGCCUUCGGUUGCGGAAAGACCGUCAUCUCGCAAGCACUCUCCAAAUUCUCGAACAGCGACAUCAUUGUCUACGUUGGUUGUGGCGAGCGUGGUAACGAGAUGGCUGAAGUCUUGAUGGAAUUCCCUGAACUCGACAUGGAAAUUGGAGACCGCAAAGAACCCAUCAUGAAACGUACCACUCUUGUAGCCAAUACCUCCAACAUGCCCGUCGCCGCACGAGAAGCCUCCAUCUACACCGGUAUCACCCUAUCAGAGUACUUCCGUGACCAGGGCUCAAACGUCGCAAUGAUGGCUGAUUCGACUUCGCGAUGGGCCGAGGCUUUGCGUGAAAUCUCAGGUCGUCUCGCUGAAAUGCCUGCGGACUCUGGUUAUCCCGCCUACCUUGGAACUAAACUGGCCAGCUUCUAUGAGCGAGCAGGAAAGGUUAUUUGUCUCGGUAAUCCUCGCCGACAGGGCACCGUUUCCAUCGUUGGAGCCGUAUCUCCUCCUGGUGGUGACUUUUCAGAUCCCGUUACAUCCGCCACCCUUGGUAUCGUACAGGUCUUCUGGGGUCUCGACAAGAAACUCGCUCAACGCAAACACUUCCCCUCCGUCAACUGGUCCCUGUCCUACUCCAAAUACACCAAGAUCCUCGAGCCCUACUACGAAAGCACUGAACCCGGAUUCGUUGAGCUCCGAACAAAGACCAAGGAGAUUCUUCAAAAGGAAGAAGACUUGGCCGAAAUUGUUCAACUCGUCGGAAAGAGUGCACUCGGUGAAGCUGACAAGAUCACGCUGGAGGUGGCUAGGAUGUUGAAGGAUGACUUCCUUCAGCAGAACGGCAUGAGUGAAUACGAUCGAUACUGCCCAUUCUACAAGACGAGCGCCAUGUUGCGCAACUUUGUGACCUAUCACGAUCUGGCUAUCAAGGCUGUCAACCAGAAUGAAUUGACUUUCUCCAAGAUCAAAGACUCUACCAGCGACCUUAUGUUCAAGCUCUCGCAAAUGAAGUUCGAGUCACCAUCGCAAGGGAAGGAGGAUGUCAAGGGCAAGUUGGACGCUUUGUACGCGGAAAUGCAAGACAAGUUCCGCCAACUGGCAGAGUAA
This is a messenger RNA of Coprinopsis cinerea okayama7#130, 1875 nucleotides long. RefSeq names its product endodeoxyribonuclease. Gene Ontology annotation, cellular component: proton-transporting V-type ATPase, V1 domain; fungal-type vacuole membrane. The record is from RefSeq and is a predicted model, not a curated record. The transcript is spliced from 11 exons. Gene Ontology annotation, molecular function: proton-transporting ATPase activity, rotational mechanism; ATP binding; ATP hydrolysis activity. Bases 25 to 1875 code for a protein of 616 amino acids. NCBI's taxonomy places the organism in Eukaryota, Fungi, Basidiomycota, Agaricomycetes, Agaricales, Psathyrellaceae. Gene Ontology annotation, biological process: ATP metabolic process; proton transmembrane transport.